Cervus elaphus (red deer) is the source of this 3082-nucleotide messenger RNA. It is a transcript of the gene CAMKV, whose product is annotated as CaM kinase like vesicle associated. Gene Ontology annotation, molecular function: calmodulin binding; ATP binding; calcium/calmodulin-dependent protein kinase activity. Gene Ontology annotation, cellular component: intracellular anatomical structure. The transcript is spliced from 11 exons. Bases 214 to 1728 code for a protein of 504 amino acids. Gene Ontology annotation, biological process: peptidyl-serine phosphorylation. Lineage: Eukaryota; Metazoa; Chordata; Mammalia; Artiodactyla; Cervidae. The record is from RefSeq and is a predicted model, not a curated record.
AGCCCGCCCCCGGCCCGGGGUGCGAAUCCGGUGCCGGCGAGCGGCGGGAGAUGCUGGAGGUUCGCGAGCCGAAGUGGCUGCAGCUGGCGCCGCGUCUGCCCCGCGUGCCCGGAGCGGAUUCUGCCCGCCGCCCCUGGAGCCCUCGGCGCCUCCACUGAACCCGCGAUCGCAUCCUCCCUGUGACCGACCAGCGCUGCAGCUCAGAGCCCGGCAAUGCCGUUUGGGUGUGUGACUCUGGGCGACAAGAAGAACUAUAACCAGCCAUCGGAGGUGACUGACAGAUAUGAUUUGGGACAGGUCAUCAAGACUGAGGAGUUCUGUGAGAUCUUCCGGGCCAAGGACAAGACGACAGGCAAGCUGCACACCUGCAAGAAGUUCCAGAAGAGGGAUGGCCGCAAGGUGCGGAAGGCAGCAAAGAACGAGAUAGGCAUCCUCAAGAUGGUGAAGCAUCCAAACAUCCUGCAACUGGUGGAUGUGUUUGUGACUCGCAAGGAGUACUUUAUCUUCCUGGAGCUGGCCACGGGGAGGGAGGUGUUUGACUGGAUCCUGGACCAGGGCUACUACUCGGAGCGAGACACGAGCAACGUGGUGCGGCAGGUCCUGGAGGCGGUGGCCUACCUGCACUCACUCAAGAUCGUGCACAGGAACCUCAAGCUGGAGAACCUGGUUUACUACAACCGACUGAAGAACUCAAAGAUCGUCAUCAGCGACUUUCACCUGGCUAAGCUAGAGAAUGGCCUCAUCAAGGAGCCCUGUGGGACCCCCGAAUACCUGGCCCCAGAGGUGGUAGGCCGGCAGCGGUAUGGACGCCCUGUGGACUGCUGGGCCAUUGGAGUCAUCAUGUACAUCCUGCUUUCAGGGAAUCCACCUUUCUAUGAGGAGGUAGAGGAAGAUGACUAUGAGAACCACGACAAGAAUCUCUUCCGCAAGAUCCUGGCUGGCGAUUAUGAGUUUGACUCUCCAUACUGGGAUGACAUUUCGCAGGCAGCCAAAGACCUGGUCACAAGGCUGAUGGAGGUGGAGCAAGACCAGCGGAUCACUGCAGAAGAGGCCAUCUCCCAUGAGUGGAUUUCUGGCAAUGCUGCUUCUGAUAAGAACAUUAAGGACGGUGUCUGUGCCCAGAUUGAAAAGAACUUUGCCAGAGCUAAAUGGAAGAAAGCUGUCCGAGUGACCACCCUCAUGAAACGGCUCAGGGCCCCAGAGCAGUCCGGCACGGCUGCAGCCCAGUCUGCUCCUGGCACAGACACUGCCACCCCUGGGGCUGCGGGCGGGGCCACGGCUGCAAGUGCAGCUGCCUCAGUCCUUGGGGGCAGUGCCGCCCCAGCCACAGCGGGUGACACUACAAAGAGCGAGAACGUGGCCCCCGCUGACCGUAGUGCCACCCCAGCCACAGACGGCAGUACCACCCCAGCCACUGAUGGGAGCGUCACCCCAGCCACUGAUGGGAGCAUCACCCCAGCCACCGAUGGGAGUGUCACCCCAGCCACCGACAGAAGUGUGACUCCAGCCACUGAUGGGAGAGCCACACCAGCCGUGGAAGAGAGCACCGUGCCCACCACCCAAAGUUGUGCCACACCGGCUGCCAAGGCUGUUGCCACCCCUGAGCCGGCUUUGGCCCAGCCGGACAGCACAGCCCCAGGGGGCGCAACAGGCCAGGCUCCACCCUCUAGUAAAGGGGAAGAGGCUGCUGGCUGUGCCCAGGAGUCUCGGAGGGUGGAGAGCAGCUGAGGGGGCAGGCUGUGGGGGGCGGGGGAUGGGCAGGAGGGUGGGAGAGUGGAUGAGGGGCUUCUCACUGUACAUAGAGUCACUGGCAUGAUGCCCUCGCUCCCCCCCGCCCCUGCCUCCCAGCAUGGGGCAUGUCUGGGGGCCACAGGAGACCAGUCUCAUCUCCUGUGUGUAUGUGCGUGAGUAGUGGGCAGGCCAGAGGCGGGACCAGCCCUAGCCCCUGCAUGGAUUCCUUGUGGCUUUUUCUGUCUUUUGCUAGCUUCAUCAGUUUCUGUUUCUUGUGGGAUGCUGCUCUAGGGAUACUCAGGAGGUCCCUGCUCCCCUGCCCCCCUCCCCUCUCUGCCUCACAGUUCCCCCCCACCCAGGCAGGCCCUGAAGGUCCCAUCCUCUCCCAGGCCCUAAAUUGGGUGGCCUUGCCCUGAGAGCUGGUCCUCCAGCGAGGCCCUGUCAGCGGUCUUAGGCUCCUGCACAUGAAGGUAUGUGCCUGUGGUGUGUGGGCUGCUCUAGGAGUGGAAACAGGCUGGUAUAGAGAAUGCUGUAAUCUCGGGCAGUAUGCUUUAAGUCAAGACUGGUCACAUGGCUGGGGGCACUGCUUGGUAGCCACGGGGGUCCUCAGAAGUGAAAAAGAAUGAGCUGGAGGGUAGAAGCUCCCAUCUCUGUCCCUGGGAUGUCUCUCCUAAGACCCUUGCGCUGUUUCCUGCCCUCCUGGGUCCUGCAGUGGGUUGCCCUGUGCCCUGAGCUUCAGGAGCCUGCAAGGGGAAGGAGGAGCAAUUAGGAUGUGGCGAUGAGAUCUGGGAGGGCGGAGUGCAGACCCAGGACCUAGCGUACCAGCCUAGCUGGGUCCUUACCCUGGGCUGAACAAGGACAGCUGCCACUGGCUCUUCCCAGAUGGGCUCCCUUAGGCUCAGUCCACAGUCCUCUCCAUCCCAGGCAGGGGGCCUGCUGCCUGGCAGUGUCCUGUAGUCUGAUUUGGGGGGUUGCCCUUCACAGGGUCAGGUUUUCUGCUCUCUCAAUUCAACAGUGAAAUAGACAGGAACACUCUAUGUCUAUGACCCACUUCCCCUUCUAUCAAGGUUUAGAGAGAGGCCCAGGUGUCUCUGGGCCACGCUGAGUUGCUUUUGCUGGAAUGAGGGAGUGAAUAAAGCUCCCCAGUUUCCUAAUGGAGGCUCCUGGCAGGUGCCCUUUGUCAGACCCUACUAGAGCCUGGGCAGGCAGCCACACUGGUCCCAGCCCUCGCUUGGCACUCGGGGUAGUCCUGCCCUUCUCCCUGCAUGCCUGUGGGUCUGCUCUGGUGUAUGAAGGUCGGUGGGCUGUGUACCUGCUGAACCUGGCAAAUAAAUGUCACUCUGCCAAAGCC